ACAACAGCAAUGAAAAGCGUAUGAAUAACAUUCAUACAUACACCUUCAACGAGUGUAUGUAGCUUUGUUACACACAUCCAUAAAUACGGUGGGAUAGAAUCGCUACUGUCACUACUACUACUGCCACCACCACCACCAGCACCACGACUACUACUGACUAUACACAGACUACAACAACACUAUACCCCCGACGCACACGUCUAUACUACAAACCCCCUUCCCCCCACUCCUGUCUCUCGUAGUGAAAGGUUUUACACUACAGUAAUAUCAGCGCUGGUAUCUCGUAUAGUACUUCGGUCUUAACACUAGUCACUUGUAUAUCGAAUCGUACGUACCUCACCACGCUUACACUAACACCAUACCACAGUUACGCUACAAACCAUUUGACUACCAGUAGCUCCGGUUAUAUUUUUGUUUGAGCUGUUUGUAGUAGAAGGAGAACAACAUUAACAAGCAAGGAGAUCUGACAAUAACAAAUACCACCACCUCCACCAACAACACCAAUACCAACAAAAAAUGGAUAGCACCAAUAAUGAGUUUAAGAAUUACUCUGCAAACGAAACAGAGGCAAGUUUUAAUGUUUUGGAGGCAGCACCUUGGGUCUAUGCCUCGGGUUCCUCAACAAAUGCAGCUCGCGAAAACAAACUCGGCUUAUGUGGUACCUUGCUUAUGGCUCUCUCUUUUGUCAUUAUCCUGUGCACAUUACCGUUCUCUCUGUGUCUAGUUAUUAAGGUUGUCCAGGAAUACGAGAGGGCUGUAAUCUUUCGACUUGGAAGACUAUUGUCUGGAGGAGCAAAGGGACCAGGGUUGUUUUGCAUCAUACCAUGUAUUGAUUCCUAUAGCAAAGUUGAUAUGAGGACUGUCUCUUUUGAUGUGCCGCCCCAGGAGGUACUCACCAAAGACUCAGUGACUGUAGCAGUGGAUGCAGUUGUGUACUUCAGAGUCCAGAAUGCCACGAUGUCCAUUGCCAAUGUAGAGGAUGCGAAUCGGUCAACUCGGCUCCUGGCACAGACCACUUUGAGAAAUACUCUUGGAACAAAGAACCUCAGUGAGAUUUUGUCCGACAGAGAAACGAUCAGUCAUUUGAUGCAGAGUUCCCUUGAUGAAGCCACAGAUCCAUGGGGAGUACGAGUUGAAAGGGUUGAGGUUAAAGACGUCCGCUUACCUGUACAGCUACAAAGAGCUAUGGCAGCUGAAGCUGAGGCCACUCGUGAGGCAAGAGCGAAGGUGAUUGCUGCUGAAGGUGAACAGAGGGCCUCUCGUGCCUUGAAGGAAGCUGCUGACAUCAUGUGCGAGUCACCUGCCUCUCUGCAACUCCGUUACCUCCAAACCCUCAACACAAUCUCUGCCGAGAAAAACUCCACCAUCAUAUUCCCGCUACCCAUUGAGGUUAUGAGGAACUUCAUGCAGCCUCAGUCCCACUAACCGGUCUGCUUACGGUAGACAAACAGAGCAGUGAGCAGUGAUGGUGAUCACUAUACCCACCACUGCAGAAACAGAGAAAGGACGGGGGUUAUGUAGGAUGCAUGAAGAGCGAAGUGGGGGUGGGGGUGGAGAGAAAGGAAACUUUCUUUUCUUUUUUUUUUUUUUUUUUUUUUUCCAAAUUUGUUUUGCGAUGGUUGGCAACAACCUGCUGCAUUUGAUGACAGCAGGGUGGGAGAGCUUAAGAAUUGUCAUGUGGUGUGAUGUGAUGUAGUGAUGUUGAUGCAGCAGUGAGGAGUAGAGGAGGAGGAGGGGGCAUUUUGAAUGAACAAGUGGGAGUGUGGAGGGUGGAGCAAGGAAGGAUUGAGAGGACAAGAGAUAAAUGGGAAGUCAGUGAGAGAGAGAGAAAGAAAGGGCAUGUCAGUGUGUGAAAGGAAGAGAGCAAGGUGAAUGAGUGAAGGUGUGAGGUGGAAUGGGUGAAAGUAUGAAAGAAUAAGAAAGAAAGCGAGAGUGUAGAAAUGAAAGUGUGAAUGCUGUUAGCGAAAGAUAGACAGACAGACAGACAGAAGGGUUGGGGGUGGGAUUUUUUUCAGAAAUAAAUUUAUAUAAUGAUGGUGGGAGGGAAGAUAAAAAAAAAUAAGAAAAAAAA
This is a messenger RNA of Octopus sinensis (East Asian common octopus), 2071 nucleotides long. Its product is annotated as mechanosensory protein 2. The coding region runs from base 517 to 1425 and encodes 302 amino acids. The transcript is spliced from 9 exons. Lineage: Eukaryota; Metazoa; Mollusca; Cephalopoda; Octopoda; Octopodidae. The record is from RefSeq and is a predicted model, not a curated record. Gene Ontology annotation, cellular component: plasma membrane.